CUUUGGUAUGCUCCCCCAGUCACAAGAAGAGGGUCCAGCUACUCCUCCAUUCCGGAGGCGAUAUUACUGCUGCCGACAUGUUCGGAACGAUAUCUCUCCACCAAGCCAUUGAAAAGGGCUAUGCAUCCAUAGUCAAAAUACUCCUGAGUUGCUCUGCCACGAUGCCUUUGGCACUGGCAAUGGAGGAGGGCGGGUGGCGCCUAUAAAGGCAAGCCGCCACUGUAUAUUGCCGCCUGGACCGGGAAUGUGGAGAUCACCAAGUCAUUGCUAGAUUAUGGACUGGACGUGAACGUUACCAAUGGAGAGGGAAGAAUACCAAUACACCUGGCAGUAGUAAAGAGGCACAUUCAUGUCAUUUGGCUGCUUCUUAAUCAACGGUAUAUCGAUGUACAAGCACGGGACCGGUAAAAGUCCACGGUUUUACAUGAAGCUAUAAUCAGAGAACAUCUGCUUAUACUGAAGUUGCUUCUAUUCUAGCCAAGCUGAAUAUAAAGAUCAAUGCCAGGGACAUGAGCAGGUCAACCCCGAUUUGGUAGGCAGCUCAGACUUGCCAGCGCUGGAUAGCCCGGCGGCUGCUGGCCGAGACCAGGUCAAUAUGAAUACAGUGGGUUCAGAUCAAUCUACACCUCUUUAUCAUGCUGUCCAGAAUAGGGACAGGUCCAUAGUCUGCUUGCUUCUCGAUAUCAGAGAACUGGAUCUGAAUAUUUCCGAUAGCCUCAUGUGGACUCCCUUAAGCUGGGCAGUUGAUAAGGGAGAUCUGGCUAUGGUAUAGCUACGAAUAAAUGAAGAGGAUAAAGAGGGAAAUGUCAGAUGUUAAGAAUAAUCCUUAUAUAGAAGGAAAUGUAGGUAUAACCAUUUGGAGUGAAGAUUGCC
Aspergillus alliaceus is the source of this 873-nucleotide messenger RNA. RefSeq lists its product as uncharacterized. The record is from RefSeq and is a predicted model, not a curated record. Gene Ontology annotation, molecular function: protein binding. Bases 596 to 772 code for a protein of 58 amino acids. The transcript has a single exon. NCBI's taxonomy places the organism in Eukaryota, Fungi, Ascomycota, Eurotiomycetes, Eurotiales, Aspergillaceae.